ACGUUGUCACUGUCACGGCGUAUGGCGCGUACGCCAAGCCUCCCUAGCUUUCCGCUGCGGGUUCAGUGCAGCCUGUGCGACCCAAUAUCCGCAUCCGUGCUUUUUUUUUUUUUUUUUUGCUGCGGUGCACCUACCUCCACUAAUGCGACGCGGUGGCGGUAUACCUGCCGUUGCGGCACGGGCCGGAAACCACGGCCUUAAUGACGCUCCUUCUUCCGCCCUCCUCGCCACUACUACUACUCGCCAGACACGAAACCAGCAAUCUCUCACUCGCAGUCUUUCGUUCUCCGUAAGCGACCGCCAGAAAGGUGCCGCUUCGUCGUCGGCGAUAACCAUGCCUGUCGUGCUGUACAAUCUAGUCGGCAGUCCGCCCUGUGGCUUCAUCCGCUGCUUGGCGAAACACAUCGGCGUCGAGCUGAACCUCAACAGCCUCGAUUUCACCAAAGGAGAACACCGCACCGAACAGUUCCUCAAGGUCAACCCGUUCCACAAGGUACCUGCGAUUGACGACGAUGGCUUCAUUGUCUAUGAGAGCAACGCCAUCGCCUACUACCUACUGCGGAAGUAUUCCCCUGAAUCGGAACUGUACCCUGCGUGCAUUGAGACGCGCACUCGCAUCGACCAGGUGCUGGCAGCCGCCAGCAGCAACAUACACCCGCAGCUUGGCGCCUUCUUCCGUCCCCGCUACUUUCAGAGUACCAAACCAAGCGCAGAGGAGGUGAAAGCCUUCGAAGAAAACGUAGUCAAGAACCUCGAGAACCUCAUCGGAGACAGCAAGUUCGCCGUGGGUGACAAGCUCACUGCUGCUGACCUCUGCCUCAUAGGGCACGUCACCGUCUGUCUCGAGUUUCCUUGUGUCGACAAAGCCAAAUACCCCAAGCUUACAGCCUACUAUGAACUUGUGAAGAAUACGCUCCCCUACUACCAAGAGAUCUUCGGGCCUUUCACUGUUCAAACCAAGCAACUCUGGGACCGUCUGAAGUAGCCACUAUUCGUCCCUCUUCCCCAGAGAAGCUGAGACUGAGCCAGAAGAGAGAUACCGUGGAUACCUUGAAUACCGUGGAGCAUGUGGAUACCGUGGAGGCUGCAUAGAACCUACUUCAGGGUCUAGCCUGGUCGUGGCUGCUUGUGCAGCAUCGGGGUGCAUCACAUGCAGGAGAAGUGGUGCCUUAAUUUUAAUAAAAAAGAGACCUCCCA
Dermacentor andersoni is the source of this 1197-nucleotide messenger RNA. RefSeq names its product glutathione S-transferase 1-1-like. Gene Ontology annotation, biological process: glutathione metabolic process. Gene Ontology annotation, molecular function: glutathione transferase activity. The record is from RefSeq and is a predicted model, not a curated record. Lineage: Eukaryota; Metazoa; Arthropoda; Arachnida; Ixodida; Ixodidae.